Messenger RNA from Styela clava, 3250 nucleotides. RefSeq lists its product as uncharacterized. Lineage: Eukaryota; Metazoa; Chordata; Ascidiacea; Stolidobranchia; Styelidae. The record is from RefSeq and is a predicted model, not a curated record.
AACAAAUAUAAUUGGCCUACUGCAUUAGAGAAAACGUAAUACAGAGAUAUGGGAAGCUCAGAAAGUCGUUGUUGCACAGAAACUCCCCAAAAAACCAACAAAUAUGAGAAGAAGUCCGGAGCAGAUUUUUCACUUGCAUCUGAUUCUCUCAUGCAGCAGACGAGAGUGUUGCAAGAUGACCCUCGGUCACCAUCUUUUGAUGUGGAUAGAACUCCAAUAGAAGUUCCAGUCACUUCUGCAAACAAAGGAUGCUUGAGAAAUAGGCAUGCAGUAUCAAAUUCACAGAAUAAUCAGAUAACGGACAUUGCGCCUCAAGCUGCAGACUGCAGAACACCGUUAUCAACUAAACACUGCAGCAAAGCACCAGAAAAAUUCUCAUACACAUCUCUUGUGAAUCCGAAUCACCCAGCGAUCUUGGAUCCUAGGUCACCUUCACAAGGUAUUGUAAGAACUCCACUAUUCCAACAAGAUGCAUUCAAUGAAGAAAAUAUUCCAGAAAACAAGAGUUCGACUCUCAUUUGUGAUACACCAAAGAAGCUCGAGGGGCUCCAUAACGUAGGCUAUACCUCAGAUUCUGAAGCUGAUCCACGAUCUCCAACACAAGAACUUGUUAGAACUCCUGUAGCCAAAAUGGAUAAGCCAGAAUAUCAAACUGAUGUAGUGACUUCCAGAAAUCUUCACGAUCCUAGAUCACCCACAACAGAUGUUUCAAGGACACCAUUGGGAGCAUUGUUUUCAGGCCAUCGGGAAUUACGUCGAACAGUCUUGAUGACGAAUGCUCUUAUGGCAAAACCAUUGCAUAAAAAGGUUACAGUCGUGGAAAAACCUUCAUCACAAGUUGAUACAACAUCCAAACCAGAAGAAAAUGUUAACACUGACCAAGAAGCGUCUGAAAUUGAUGAUGAAAUUCCAGCCAUUCUUUGUUGUGAUUUCGACCUAUUGAAUGAUUCUUGUUCAUCAAGUAUGGUUGCCAGUAUUGGAAGUGAAGUUGAUUGCAUUUCGUUUGAUGAAAGUAGUGAAGCCUCACUAACAGGAGAUGAUCUGGAUGAUGAUAACAUAGUUGAAUCUUUGCUUCAAAAUAUGAUUAAUAUUAAUGUUGAACCUCACAAUCAUUGUCUUGUAAAUGAUCAUGAGUUUGUUUCUGCAUCAACUAGUGUUGUUUCGGAAAAAUAUGAGUACUGCAAUCAUGGCGCGGGUGCACCGAAUACAAGGUCAGUCAAUGAAGAACAGGCCAGUGAAGAAAUACCAUUGCUCAAUCAGGACUCUGAAAAAUCUUGUUCCAUUGCAAUGGAAGCAGCAAUGAUAGUAAAACAACAUGACAACACAUCUAAUAGUAUUGUUGAUAAACCACAAGUAGAAAAUAAGGAUGGAGACUCUCUGCAAUCUACUAAUACAAAUACACAGGCAAUCAAUGAAGUCAGCAGAUCAAUGUUGAAUGAGGACAAAAAUGUAUCUACUACUAAUGGUCCAACCACAGAAGCAGAUGGAAGUACAUAUGAACAAGUCAAUAAUGUGCCUAAUUAUGCAGAACCAACCAUGGAACCAGUAGUAUCUGAUCUAGUCUCCAUGGCCAUUAAAGAAGGCGACCGUGAUUCAAAGGCAGCCAAAAAUGCAACCAUUGACUUCCAGUUUGCACAUAAUGAAUAUUCAUCAACUAAUGAAACACUCGAUAAGAAAAUGUCUGACUGUAUAAAGGGUAUUGAUGUGAAUGAUGAUGAGUCUUCUUCUAACAAAGUUUAUGAAAAACCUGCAUCUGUUACGAUUGGGUCAGAGAACCUUGUUGAUAAUAUGAAGGAUACAGAUUGCAAUGAAUCUGGAAUCUCCAAAACUCAGCCACUUGAAUCUGAAAUUCCUCUUUGUAAUGUUGAAGAAAACCAAACUGAAAAACUUUUGUGCCUUCUACCAGAAAUGGUAGAAAGUAAACCGCAGGUUUCUCAAGUCACGUCGGUGAAUGAACACAAAGUUAAUUCCAAAAAUUUAACUAAUGAUAGUGAAUCUGUCACUGGUGCUGAAGAGGAAUCAGUUUCAACAAUUGGGAAAGUUUCAAUUGAUAUGGAAGUGACCGACUCAAUCACUGACCACAAAGAAGAUAACAUCACAUUUGACAAUCUGGAAAUGGCAGAACAGAAUGAAAAACCUAUCGAAAUUCAAAAUGAUUCUGAACAAAAAAGUUCAGAUUCCAAUAGAUUCGCCAUCGAACAGAAAAUCACAGCGGAGUGUUGUUUGUCUCAUACUAGCACUUCAGAAGUAUCGGAGAAGUCGAAAGAGAAGGAAAAUGCUUCCGAAGAUAAAACAGUUAUUAAAGAGAAGAAGCCUAGAAAAUUAAGACAGCCAUCCAAGAUCACAAGCAGUCGAAGAUCUGCCAGAGCUGAGUCUGAGGACACACCUUCCCACAUCACGCUCAGUUUUAGCACAAAAAUGCGACAAUUAAAGGCCAGAUCAUUGUCAACUGAUGAAUCAACUCGUCAAACUGCAUUGAUAUAUAAUGCUUCGGGACGAGAAAACAAUCAAAGGAUAUUGAGGCAAAUGUCAAACUCAUUCCAGAAAACAGAAAGCAAACCAUAUACACAAUCACAAGUACGAUCGCCACUUGCAGUACUUACUAAUGAAAUGAAUUCCAUGAAAACAGAAGGAAAAUCUCAAUUUGGGUACAGUCCUGCGAAGAUGCAUACAACUACCUCGAAUAGCAGGCUUCCAAGAUACCAGGGUACACCACCCAUACAAGGAAAUAGGUCUCUUUCUGUUUCUUUCAGUGGAAGGUCAUCAGCAAAGAAAUUACAUUCUCCAGACAGAUCAAGAAGUAAUCAAAGGUCUUUUAGCUAUGGAAAAGAAAAUUGAUCAGAUUUUUUGUAAACUAACACUUUUCUGCUGGUGAUUUAAUAAGGUGCUAACAUUGGAAAACCACAAAUUUAUUUGUAUCUAUAUUUCUGCCAUAUUGAUGCAUGCUUACAGACUUAUCAUUGUAAAUUAGAAAACCCUCUGCCCUCUCAUGCCCCUAUAGAUUUUGUUUAUACUGGACAUCUUCAAUAGAGGCUCGUUAUAUAUAUAUAUAUAUAUAUAUAUAUAUAAAUUUGCAGCAUAAGGCUAUGUUUAUUGUGGAAAGAUGUAUAUACCCUGAUUGCCUUUACCAUGUACAUACUAUAGAAUGUGGGUUAUUUUUUCGUUUAACACUGCCUGUUAUCAUUUUGCUGAAGAUAUGAACAAAACAAAUUUUUGUUUGCUGCCUUUUCUCUCGAAUAAUAACCUUCGG